This is a messenger RNA of Miscanthus lutarioriparius, 888 nucleotides long. NCBI's taxonomy places the organism in Eukaryota, Viridiplantae, Streptophyta, Magnoliopsida, Poales, Poaceae. The record is from the annotation of a GenBank genome assembly.
AUGGCUUCCAAGGCGAGCGCGUGGGUUCUCCUCGUCGUUCGCCUGCUGGUGGCAGUCGUCGCUGGCUUGGCGCCGGUGGCGGCGGCGGCGGCGGCGGCGUUCGACGAGAACUACGUGGUGCAGUGGGGUGAAGAUGGUUAUCACCUUGUCAUCCGGGGCACGGAGGCUAAUACCACCAUGGAUCAGAGCUCUGGUGCCGGGUUCCGGUCCAAGUCCAUGUACGGAUCAGGGUUCUUCCACAUGAGGAUGAAGCUGCCGUCCGGCUACACGGCCGGCGUCGUCACAACCUUCUAUCUUAUCUCGCAGCCGGAAGAUGGGAACCGUGACGAGGUGGACUUCGAGUUCCUGGGCGACAAGGCCGGCGUGCCCAUCACCCUCCAAACCAACGUCUUCGUCAAUGGCCGCGGCGACAGGGAGCAGCGGCUGCACCUCUGGUUCGACCCCGCUGCCGACUUCCACGACUACAAGAUCCUCUGGAACCCAUACCAGCUCGUGAUGUUCGCAGACGACACGCCGGUCCGGGUGCUGCGGAACCUGACGGGCACCGUGCCGGGAUACCCGUUCCCGGCGAAGCAGACGAUGCUGAUCCGCGCGAGCAUGUGGGACGGCUCUGACUGGGCGACGGACGGCGGGCGGACCAAGGUGGACUGGUCCCAGGGGCCCUUCACGGCCGGCUACCAGGGCUUCGACGUCAGCGGCUGCGCCAACGGGAGCGCGACGCCGUGCCACUCGCCGGACCUCUGGUGGAACGGCGGCGAGUACCGGAACAUCACCGCGGAGCAGCAGGCGGCGUACGAGGACGUGAAGAGGAAUUACGUCAACUACGACUACUGCGCCGAUAAGGCCAGGUUCAAUAACACUGUACCCAUCGAGUGCAACUACGCUUGA